This is a messenger RNA of Esox lucius (northern pike), 2353 nucleotides long. RefSeq names its product SET domain bifurcated histone lysine methyltransferase 2 (gene setdb2). Gene Ontology annotation, molecular function: DNA binding; zinc ion binding; protein binding. The transcript has 10 exons. The coding region runs from base 90 to 2144 and encodes 684 amino acids. Gene Ontology annotation, biological process: negative regulation of gene expression; heterochromatin organization. The record is from RefSeq and is a predicted model, not a curated record. Gene Ontology annotation, cellular component: nucleus. Lineage: Eukaryota; Metazoa; Chordata; Actinopteri; Esociformes; Esocidae.
CACACAAUUGACUUGCAGAUGGGUUAAAGGUAUCUUACUAGGAGCAAAAUAGUGAAUUGCAUUGUGGGUACAGUACUUGCGUUUCUCAAAUGCAAAGAUUUCUCGAUACGAUCGAGGAGAAUCUAAAGGAAUACUCAGAUGACCGUAUAUCGUCUAAAAUGGAAAUGGAUAGGCCUGAGCAACCAGAAAUUGUGAGGGCAAAGUCAUUUUGGUUACAGGUGGAUGUAGAACAGGCAUUUGAGGAGCUGUUUGAAUAUCUGAUACACUUGAAGCAUGCCAUCAAGACCUGCACUGCUAGCGACAGAGAAUAUGUCCAGGGGAUGAAUAUGAUCACAUUAUUGGAUUCUGGGUUGGUUGCUCCACCAGCAGCUCCAGUAACAGCUCCAGCUACAACCCCAACCAUGGGGAAUGAGUCUUUUGUGGAGGUGGUUAUUGGUUCUGAAAUCCUUGCCGUUUCGCCCCCUGAUAUUGAUGGCCCUCAGACUCCACUUCCCCCCCAGCAAACCGAACACGUAUCCUCUCCCUCACCCCCGUGCUAUGAUGGCUCCAACAUCCCUCUUUCACCCCCUUACCCCAACAGAGAGGACGUCAUGGCCCCCCUGGUGCCUAUCCAGCUCCCCUACCAGCCCCACACUUGCAGCCAGGCGUGUGUGUCCCGUCUACCCCCGUCCGCGCACCACUUCCAGGGCCUCAACCCUCUCACCAUCCCCCUGUUGUGCUCCUUCCAGCGGCAGUGUGCUGCCCCAACCAAUCUGGCCCCAGCGGCUGAGACGGAGUGUGACGAGACUGAGCCGGACUCUAACGGGGAGGGCUCUGAUCCUUCUCUUGGUGCCGGGAUGGACUCCCCGGUUGGGGAGCUAGACGUUGUUUACAAGGCUCCUUGUGGGCGGAGCCUUCGCACCCCAGAGGAGGUGCUGUGUUUUCUGGUUGCCACGGAGAGUUACGGCAUCCUGCAAGUGGACGACUUCACUUUUGACCCCACGGUGCAGCUGAAGUGUCCGUGGCCGCCACAGUGGCGCCGGCCUGGCCCGUGUGAGAGGGACCUGAGCCGGGGAUCUGAGCCGACGCCGGUGCAGUUGUGCCUGGGGGAGGAAGGACUACGGCCGGAGGAGUUUCGCUAUAGGAAGGAGCGUUGGCCUCACGGCUGUUUCCUCAGUUCCGGUCCGCUGUUCAUCACCUGCUGCGACUGCUCCGACGGAUGUGGCGACACGGAGAGCUGUGCCUGCGCUGGGCUGAGCCCCAGGGGCAAACACUACUCCCACCAGAGAUUGACUGAGCCAGUGUCAAAAGGGCUGUAUGAAUGCGGUCCGUGGUGCGGGUGCGACCGUAGCAGGUGUCAGAACCGUGUGGUCCAGCGCGGUCUGCGUGUCCGCCUGCAGGUCUUCCACGCCGGAAGCAAAGGAUGGGGGGUACGCUGUCGUGACGACCUGGACAUGGGCACCUUUGUGUGUACAUACGCAGGCGUGGUACUCCGGGCCGGGCUGGACUCCGACGAGCCCCUCCCACCUAAGCGCCAGAGGGCGGAGCUUCCAUCGGACGAUGAGGUGGAGGUGGUGGAUGAGUGGCUGGUGCCGGCGGUGGAGGGACAGGCUGAUGCCGAGCCCCUGGAGCCUUCUCCCCCCGGCUCACCUUCUGACGGGCUUCAUGUGCCUGUUAUCCAGAGGCCCGGGGGAGACGUUUCUCCACAGAUACAGGCCGUGGUGGUGGGGAGCUUUCUGCCGACCCAGUCUCCCACAGGCACGGCGGAUGAAGAGGGGAAGGAAUCUGAGAAUGUUGUACAGAAGCCACGGUUGAAUUCUGGGCCAAACUUGAAAGAAGUGGAUGUGAACGUUUCUGUGUCCCGUAGUCCCCAAAAACUGGGACUGAAGCAGAACUCUACGGAGCACCUGUAUUACCUAGACGCCACAAAGGAGGGGAACGUGGGAAGGUUCAUUAAUCACAGCUGUAACCCCAAUCUGUUCGUACAGAACGUCUUCACUGACUCUCAUGACCCCAACUUUCCAAUCGUCGCUUUCUUCACAAGCAAAGUGAUAAAGGCGGGGACUGAGUUGACCUGGAACUACUCCCACAGCCCUGGCAGCGACCCGGAACAGGAAGUGCCAUGUCAAUGUGGCGGUGAAGAAUGCCAAGGACUGCUUGUCUGAAGCUUGGGAGAUUAGUUGUAAAACUUGAUUAUAGUCUGCUUGUAGAACUACUGUAUGAUUGAAAAACAAAUAUUGCCCUGUUUUUGAUUGUAUUCUUUUGCCCAAAUGUCAUUGAAUGUUUCCAGAUCUUCUUACAACCCUAAUAUGAUAUAGAUCACCUGAGUGAACAAAAACACUUUAUUUAAUUAAAAAAGUUAUGAAAUCCUCAA